Molecule: messenger RNA, 762 nt
Organism: Orussus abietinus
Lineage: Eukaryota; Metazoa; Arthropoda; Insecta; Hymenoptera; Orussidae
Gene: blp
Product: mitochondrial import inner membrane translocase subunit Tim16-like
Exons: 2
Coding region: 146-553 (135 amino acids)
Biological process (GO): protein import into mitochondrial matrix
Cellular component (GO): TIM23 mitochondrial import inner membrane translocase complex
Source: RefSeq, a predicted model, not a curated record
GAGAAUACGUUCCGCAACGGAAUAAGGUUAGGUUCUUCUGAUUCCAGACAGUUUGUAGAAAUUUUAAAUAUUUGGAAACUUAAGGAAGAAAGAAUAUUUGGACCUGUUUCGAUCCCGUUGGACCGGGAAGGAACCGAAGGGGGUUAUGGCCAAGUAUUUGGCCCAAAUCAUUGUCUUGGGCUCUCAAGUUAUUGGUCGUGCUUUUGCACGCGCUCUUCGCCAGGAGCUCGCAGCGAGUAGAGAAGCAGCACGGAAAGCCGGUGAUGGGGCCAAAGGUUCACAACAUGCAGCAGCUAAUUUACGAACAGGAAUGGCUCUGGAUGAAGCUCUGCGUAUUUUAAAUGCAGAACGGCCUGAUCAAACGGAUGUCAUUCAGAAGAACUACAAGUAUCUCAUGGAGGCAAACGAUAAAUCAAAAAGUGGUUCGUUUUACCUACAGUCCAAGGUUGUGAGGGCUAAAGAACGUAUUGACGAAGAGUUGCAAAUCCUGAACUCCUUUCAAAAAGAUGGCAAAACACAUACCAAAUCUCAAGACUCUACGAAAGAUACUUAGCACAUUAUUUGUUUUCCUAGUCCAAAUUUACAAUUUUUCUUCAAAGCCUGUAUAUAUUGCAAACUGUAACUACUGAUAGAUAGUGACCAACCUAGGAUAUAUCGAAGAAUGUAAAAGGUUUUAUUCUAUUUUGCAUUUGACGGAUGGCGAAACGUUGAUGACUGUGCGACACUGACCACAAUUUUGGUAAGUAUUGUGGUUUCAUGCUU